Messenger RNA from Magnolia sinica, 777 nucleotides. RefSeq lists its product as uncharacterized. Bases 1 to 777 code for a protein of 258 amino acids. The record is from RefSeq and is a predicted model, not a curated record. Lineage: Eukaryota; Viridiplantae; Streptophyta; Magnoliopsida; Magnoliales; Magnoliaceae. The transcript is spliced from 2 exons.
AUGGAAGAGGUCUUUUGGAAGCAAAAGGCUAAAAAUUCUUGGCUGAAUGAAGGAGAUAGAAACACCAAGCAUUUCCAUGCGUUAGCUAGUGAGAGAGCAAGGAGGGCCAUGAUCACAUCAAUCAAGGACGAAAGCGGGAAGACGAUCUCUAACAGGGAUCAAAUCAAAGCAGUUGCGGUCCACUUCUUUGAACAACUUUUUCGGGCGGACUCUACCCGGCUGCAUAGUGAUUUCUUACAAGCUAUUCCUAGCAUCCUUACGGCCCAAGACAAUGAAGAUCUCUUAGCACUGCCAUCCAUCAAGGAAACCCAAGAGGCGGCUUUCGCCAUCCUGAAGGAAGGGGCCCUGGGCCCUGAUGGAUUCUCGUCUUCUUUCUUUAUUGAAUAUGGAUUCUCGUCUUCUUUCUCUAUUGAAUGUUGGAACAUAGUAGGGGAGGACAUCCAUAAGGCUGCAUGCUCAUUAUUUACUGGGGGACCACUGCCUAGAGCCUUCGUUGCUUCGCUCAUUUGCUGUAAAGUGCUCCCCAAGCUGAUCUCCAUGGAGCAAGGGGCAUUUGUGCAAGGUAGAUCUAUCACUGAAAAUAUCACUAUGACACUGGAGGGGAUGAGAAACAUUAACAGGAAAAUCAGAGGAAGAAACAUUAUCCUAAAGCUGGACCUAGAGAAAGCCUAUGACAAGGUGGACUGGAACGUGCUAAAGCAGGUUUUGCAAUUGGCUCAUUUUGGUUUCAGCGAAAGGUGGAUCUCGAUAAUGGAAGCGUGUUGGGGUAAUAGCUAG